ACACGCUAAGAAGUCAGAGCAACUCUUAUUGACAGCUGAAAGGAGCCGUCGAUGGCUGGUGCUACCGGCGGCGCCGGUUCUUCCAAUCCCUCACCGGCGCCUGCGCCGAAAAUCCUUCUAGCGAAGCCCGGUUUGGUCACUACCGGUUCUGUCUCUAGUAAACUCAUCCGCAGCGGCGCUGCCGGUGGCGGCGGUGGCGGCGCAGAGGACGAGUCGGUUUCGCUCCGAUCGCGGCUUCCGCCGAUUGGUUCUCUCAAUCUCCUCUCCGAUUCUUGGGAGUUUCACACUGAUCGGUUUCUCCCUUUUUUGACUGAUAAUACAGAUUUUACAGUCGUUGGGGUGAUUGGUCCGCCGGGGGUGGGGAAAUCAACCAUUAUGAACGAGCUUUAUGGCUUUGAUGGAAGCUCACCUGGAAUGCUACCACCUUUUGCAAUCCAGUCGGAGGAUAUUAGAGCAAUGGCAAGGCACUGUACAGUUGGCAUUGAACCAAGAAUUUCUGCUGAACGGCUUAUACUUCUUGAUACCCAGCCUGUGUUUAGUCCUUCUGUUUUAGCUGAGAUGAUGAGGCCUGAUGGCUCAUCUACAAUUUCUGUUUUAGGCGGAGAAUCUCUAUCGUCCGAGUUGGCUCAUGAACUUAUGGGUAUACAGCUUGGUGUUCUCCUAGCAUCCAUUUGCCAUAUUUUGCUGGUGAUAUCAGAUGGAGUACAUGAUAUUAACAUGUGGCGCUUGAUGUUGACGGUUGACUUGUUAAAACAUGGUAUACCUGACCUAUCAUCAUUAACUCCUUCCCAUUCACAAAACUCUAAUUUGGGGUCUGACAAAGAAGGCAAAGACAAAGUUCUGGAAGGUGGAGAAGAAUACUUGGCAGCUCCCAUUUUUGUCCAUACAAAACUGCGAGAUCAAGAUAUCACUCCGCGUAAUUUUGUUCAUCUGAGGAAGGCACUCGCACAAUUUUUCAGCUCCUCCACAUUUGUGAAAGAAAAAUGUGGAAACACAACCAAGGAGCAUCUCGUUUCUUCUGUGCCCCCUAAUAUGCCAAGUACUGAUUUGGAUUCAACACUGCCAAAUUUAUUUUUAGUCCCAUGUAAGAGUAAAGUCGAUUCCCCAAGAGCUCAGUAUGAAAGCUAUACCUCUAUGUUGUGGAAAUUACGGGAUCAGGUUCUGUCCAUGAACUGCCCAUCCUUUGCAAGGACCAUAUCAGAACGUGACUGGCUGAGGAACUCUGCCAAGAUAUGGGAACUAGUGAAGAACUCUCCGAUCAUUGCUGAGUACUGCAAAACACUUCAGAGUUCUGGUAUGUUCAGAAGAAACAAGAGAGAACUAGGAAGGAAUGCAAGGAAGGCAUGAAUGUUUAAAAGAUCCUCUUUUUUUCGUUUUUCGGGUUGGGAGGAAAAAAAGGGGUAAAGAAGAGGUUCAUUUGAAUUACUUGUUCGUCAUCUUUGUUUCUUUUGGUAUAUCAUUCACUGCUAGAACUUCAGAUUUCAAGGCUGAUAGGCUGAUAAAUAUUUCUUGUAUUUUUUUCGGAUUUAGUUUUUUUCCCAGUGUAGGUGAAUGAUGAUAGUAAUGUCUUCUUGCAUACAUGUGCCUGAAUGGCUGUGUUUUUUCAUUCUUUGGUUUGUAUGUGCAGGCUUCUUCUUCUUC
This is a messenger RNA of Vitis riparia (riverbank grape), 1641 nucleotides long. RefSeq names its product protein SMG9-like. Lineage: Eukaryota; Viridiplantae; Streptophyta; Magnoliopsida; Vitales; Vitaceae. The record is from RefSeq and is a predicted model, not a curated record. Gene Ontology annotation, biological process: nuclear-transcribed mRNA catabolic process, nonsense-mediated decay. Bases 52 to 1347 code for a protein of 431 amino acids. The transcript is spliced from 9 exons.